GCAUCAGUUCAGCCUGUACUGUUUCGCCGGCCGGUGUCUACGAGGUGGACGAGGAAGACGAAGUGGAAGAGGGAGAAAAACCAGAAUCCCUGCUACUGGCGGAGGAAUAUGAGCCACUGGAAUUCACUGAACUGCUCGACCUGGCCAACUGGGUUCACCACAGACCCUACCUCUACGGCAUUGGUCGGAUCAACUGGAUCAGCACAAAGAAGGCAGCCAAGGCCUACAAGGCUCUGAUGGCGGAAGAGGAGGGUGAGGAGGCCGAACCGGAGGACGAGGAGGAGAUGGCAGAGGAGGGCGAGGAGGAGGAAGAGGAGGAGCCCGAGGAGGGUCCGGAUUUGCUGACACCAGUU
Dibothriocephalus latus is the source of this 353-nucleotide messenger RNA. Lineage: Eukaryota; Metazoa; Platyhelminthes; Cestoda; Diphyllobothriidea; Diphyllobothriidae. The record is from the annotation of a GenBank genome assembly.